AUGUUGUCCAUUUAUGAUGGUUACGACACCAACGACUUCUACUGCAAAGGUUCCUCCGACCCAUCCAUUGAUAUUGGUGUGCGUUACUAUCCAGAUCGUGACCAAUGGAGCCCAAUCUUUGAUCCUUGUGUGGUGCCCAAUGAUGGUGCUGUUGGCAACAAAGGCCCAGUCAAUCCUGUUGGCCACAAAGGCCCGGUUGAUGUUAAACUUACUGUGGAGGAAAAGGAGAAAGCUCCGGCUGAGGCCACUGUUGAUCCAGCCUCGAUCAAAACCAUUAUUCCGUCUGAGCUGGCUUGCUCAGCUUUGUUGGUCUACAUCCCAAAGGGGAUGGAGAUUGUUGAGACCAGGACCCACUACUUUCCCUUAAAGGAUAAAUGGCAUGCGAUUAACGACCCUUCUCGCCACUACAAUUGUCUGCAUCCAUUUGUCACUGUCCCUUGGAACGUUCAUGACCCCGAGCUUCCUCCUGGCCUUCCAGUUCCGUUCCUUCAAACUCUGAACCUUCCUGUCCCGGCUCCUUCUCAUCCGCUGUUGACCUCUAACUCUGAAUCCUCGUCCAACAACUUGGAUGCCUCGUCCACCUAUCCGCCAAUCUCGGCCUAUAUCAGCUUGAAUCACCAAGGAGUCCAAAAACUCCUCCUCAAUGACAACACCCCACCAACCGCCGUCUGUAUUUACACAGAGGAAGAUGUUAUGCGCUGGGCCAGCUACGCUAACCGUAGCGUUAGCGUGGCGUAG
Messenger RNA from Puccinia graminis f. sp. tritici CRL 75-36-700-3, 738 nucleotides. RefSeq lists its product as uncharacterized. The transcript is spliced from 6 exons. NCBI's taxonomy places the organism in Eukaryota, Fungi, Basidiomycota, Pucciniomycetes, Pucciniales, Pucciniaceae. The record is from RefSeq and is a predicted model, not a curated record. Bases 1 to 738 code for a protein of 245 amino acids.